GGGAAGUCGGAGGGGGAAAGUCAGCUGGAAUCCGCGGAAAUCAUCAACAGGACUAUUUUCCUUUACUUAGCUGGCUAUCCAUCUGUCAACAUCUAUUCCUCUCCUGCGUAUUUAUUGCUGCCAAAGCGCCACACUGGCGAUGUCGGAGUCGUACGAUUUCCUGUUUAAAUUCCUGGUGAUCGGGAACGCUGGAACAGGCAAAUCAUGCCUGCUGCACCAGUUCAUAGAGAAGAGAUUUAAGGAUGAAUCCAAUCACACGAUCGGAGUGGAGUUUGGCUCUAAGAUUAUCAAUGUGGUCAACAAGAUGGUCAAACUGCAGAUUUGGGACACUGCAGGACAAGAAAGGUUUAGGUCUGUGACCAGGAGUUACUACAGAGGAGCAGCAGGAGCCCUGCUAGUCUAUGAUAUCACUAGUCGAGAGACAUACAACGCUCUGACCACAUGGUUGAGCGACGCUAGGAUGCUGGCCAGUCAGAACAUCGUCAUCAUCCUGUGUGGAAACAAAAAGGACCUGGAUGCUGACAGAGAGGUCACAUUCCUGGAGGCUUCACGCUUUGCUCAGGAGAACGAGCUGAUGUUCCUGGAGACCAGCGCUCUGACAGGGGAGAACGUUGAAGAGGCCUUUGUCCAGUGUGCUCGGAAAAUCCUCAACAAGAUAGAGUCAGGCGAGCUGGAUCCAGAGAGGAUGGGUUCAGGUAUCCAGUAUGGCGAUGCUGCGUUACGACAGCUACGCUCCCCUCGUCGUGCUCAGCCACAGGGCACCCAGGAGUGUGGCUGCUAGUGGAUGUGUCCAGUAACAUACGCAGACAAGUGUGUUUCAGCCAGGUUUGUUGAGACCAGGAGAAGAAUAGCCACGUGGGAGAGGGGGACGGUUCAGGUUGAUACGACGGUGGUGACUCCUCUCUGAUCUUCGACCUUCGCACGGACUCUUCAGAACCUCUGGAAACCCUUUUGAACCUUCGUUUUCAUGGCUGCCGAAAAAGACUUCCCAGUCACACCCCACCUUCACACAGAACUCUGAGCAUCUCCACGGUAACCAGAGAUCGCCUGCCCCACCUCUCCAACAUCGUCUGUCUAUUGGACCAAACCCUCCCCAGACCUCCAACCAGGAUAUAACUUCUCUCUUAAUGCAUCACACCUGCUUCAUUUAGUUUGUUGUCUUGCUAAUCAACAUUCACGUCUAACUUCCUUGAAGAAAUAGUCCAGUCAGUAGGGAAAUUUGCUUUCUUGCCUCUUGUGUUCAAACUCAACAAAUGCGAUAAAACAGGUGUUGAUAGGUUUUUAAUUUUAGAGCGAGCCCCUUUUUACAGUCUUAAUGCUAAGCUAAGCGAAUCGCCUUCUGGCCCCAACUUAAAAGUAUCAGAUUUUUCAUCUAACUCUCGACAAGUACACAAUUAUCCCAAUUGUUGAAGUAUACCUUUACUCCAGUACUUUCUCUAUCCACCUGCCCUGUUUUAAACACACCACUAACAGUCUACCCAUACAUGUUGCACUCCCUGUAUGCCUACUCCUCUCCCAUCAUCGGCUCCUGACCUUCCUUACCCGCCCAUCUCUGCCUUUCUAAAUCUCUUCCGAGCCCUCCCAUAGCUUCUUACACACUGUACAGUGUUUCUGUAUAUAGAGACUGACGCAUGUUUUCUCAAACAGAAUAUCAGAGUAUUUCAUUAUGAAGAGAUAUUAUAUGUAUAUUGAAGUAGAAAUUAUAUCCAGCAUCUGUUUCAUGCUCCACUGUAUUAUUAUUAUCAUGUUAAGCUACUAUACACUGGUGACUUGUAAGCAGUAUAAAUGGGCAGUACUGUUUGCAGGAAUUUAUUUGUAAAUGAGACAAGCUGAUGUGGAUUACAUCAUGGACUAACACGUUAUUUUAUCAUUGUUCCAGCUCAUAGAUUGAAAAAAAGAAACAGGCAGCCUCAGAUGUCGUGAGCGUACAUUUGGAGUGUGAAAGUUACAUAUCAUCUUUAUUCAUUUGCAGUUCACUGACUUGUCUGACAGUGUAUCCAAAGGAUCCCAAUUAUGACUGAUGUCACUCAUUUAUAAACGUUGCCUGUUUACAUGAGUACCCCGCUGCUGUCAGCUGUGGGGUAAUACUAACUGAAUGCAUUUCAAGUCUUAGCAAUGGUAUGAACUUAUCUGAUGUGUGUCUGGUUUGUAUUUGUUUCCAAAGAUACUUUAAAUCUCCUCUUUUACAGUUCGUGAAGCUGUCGACAUGAAAACACUUACAUUUGUUUGAAGGUUUAAAUUACAUUGGUGUAUUUAAACAUUACAACAUGUUUGUUUUUUAAUUUCAUUUUAUUUUUUUUACAUUUUUCCCCUCUCUGAAUUGAUUCAUUAAACUUUUAAAUCAAGCACACUUCAAACUGUAGAAAUAUUUGACAUUAGAUUUGAUCUGAUUGUGGCUUCGACUGCUCCACGUCAGUUUGCCCUGUCUUGUGUUUAAGUCCUUUGUUUAUUUUUAUGUAUGUCAGUUUUUCUCUUGUCAUUAUGAAUAUCAUGGAUUUUUAAUUUAUUGUGUAUGAUAAAGCAUAUGUUUUUAAAAUAAAAACUACUGCAAAUA
Larimichthys crocea (large yellow croaker) is the source of this 2554-nucleotide messenger RNA. RefSeq names its product RAB4a, member RAS oncogene family (gene rab4a). NCBI's taxonomy places the organism in Eukaryota, Metazoa, Chordata, Actinopteri, Sciaenidae. The record is from RefSeq and is a predicted model, not a curated record. The transcript is spliced from 8 exons. Gene Ontology annotation, molecular function: GTP binding; GTPase activity. Gene Ontology annotation, biological process: Rab protein signal transduction. The coding region runs from base 140 to 781 and encodes 213 amino acids.